AAAUUAUCAGGUCGGGACGUAGCGGCCAUCCCAUGCCCGAUUGGAGACUUGAUUUGACCUCAUUCUCGAUUAACCAGAAUUUCCACCCGAUCUAGAUGGGCCCAUUGAGGAUCCACCCGCAGAAAUUUUUGCCAACUUAGCUAUGGCCAUAGGUACUUUCUCUGGUUUGAAGACAAAUUAGCAAUAUAAUUUCCCACUUGAUUCAUACCCAGAACCAGAAUCCUCGAGUCCAGCACACCCAUGGGUUCGGAUCAAGCUCUGUUCCACAACAGUCUUCUGCGCCUGUACCUCAUCGGACCACGACAAGUCGUCGCCCUGAGGUUUCUCCAGGCGCCGUACGGGAAGCACAACCAACCGGGGUGGGGGCCGACCAUGUCGGCUCCAUUGGCCUGGUUCCUCAUGGAAAGUCCCACCCUGUGGCUAACCCUCCUCCUCUUUCCCUCCGGCGAUCACUCCUCCAAUUCCAAAGCUCUCCUUCUCAUCUCCCCCUUCCUCCUCCACUACUUCAAUCGCACCUGCCUCUACCCAAUUCGCCUUCUCCGGAGUGGAACUCGACGGAAUACCGCCGCCGGUUUCCCGGUGAUUGUGGCGGUCAUGGCAUUCGGGUUCAACUUGCUCAAUUCUUACCUGCAGACCAGAUCUGUGUCUCACUACAUGGAGUACGAGGGAGACGGGUGGUUUUGGUGGCGGUUUUUUGGUGGUGGGGUGGUUUUUCUGUUGGGAAUGUCGGUGAAUAUUUGGUCGGAUGGUGUUCUGGUCGGACUGAAGAGAGGCGGCGGCGGUUAUAAGGUGCCGACAGGAUGGUGGUUUGAGUUGGUGAGUUGCCCUAAUUAUUUGGGAGAGAUUGUGGAGUGGCUGGGCUGGGCGGUGAUGUGCGGAUCAUGGGCUGGGCUAGCGUUUUUUCUUUACACAUGUGCCAAUUUAGUGCCUAGGGCACGUGCGAACCACACAUGGUACUUGAACAAGUUUGGGGAGGAUUAUCCCAGAAAUAGGAAGGCUGUAAUUCCCUUCUUGUAUUAACUGAAUGCAUCAAAUUGGAAAUUAUAAAUAAAUAGAAAAAAAAAAACCUUGGCUCUGAAUAAUUUUAUAUUGUAUCUAAAUGGAUAUUUUAAAAAUAAAAGUUCUCAUAUUCUGAAAAAA
Messenger RNA from Benincasa hispida (wax gourd), 1140 nucleotides. RefSeq names its product 3-oxo-5-alpha-steroid 4-dehydrogenase family protein (gene DET2). Gene Ontology annotation, biological process: brassinosteroid biosynthetic process. Lineage: Eukaryota; Viridiplantae; Streptophyta; Magnoliopsida; Cucurbitales; Cucurbitaceae. Gene Ontology annotation, cellular component: membrane. The record is from RefSeq and is a predicted model, not a curated record. Gene Ontology annotation, molecular function: 3-oxo-5-alpha-steroid 4-dehydrogenase activity.